AUGUCAGAUGCCACCGGUUCAAGAAACAUCAGCGUCCCCAUUCAAACCAUGGACUCACCACUAGCACCCGGUUCAUCUUCCCCCUCUUCCUCCAUGGGAGCCAAUGGUCAGACAAGGUCAUUGACAGCUAGCAUUACCGACUAUCCUAUGUUCUGGGGAAGAAGAUACCAUCGAUACAAAGAGGGUGCCUAUCUAUUCCCCAAUGACGAAGCCGAGAACAAUCGCCUGGAUGCCCAGCACAACAUCCUCAAUGAGCUACACGGUCGCUUGUAUUUUGCACCCCUCGAUCCAGACAACACUCGAAUUGUCUUAGACCUGGGUACUGGAACUGGGAUUUGGGCAAUGGAAUUGGCCGACUCGGAGAUGUUGCCCAAGGCUUCCAUAUUUGGCACAGAUCUAUCUGCGGUUCAGCCACUAGAUGUACCAAACAAUGUUCAUUUUGAGAUUCAAGACUGCUCGGAACAAGACUGGGUUCGUCCUUUUGGAAGUGUUGAUUACUGCCAUAUUCGCUUCCUCGCUGGCAGUCUCACCUCAUACGAGGAUCUGAUUAGAAACUCCAAGCGAUACAUUCGCCCAGGCACGGGCUGGAUAGAGUGCCAAGAACUUCAUCCUUCUCCUGUAUCCGAUGACAACACGAUACCUAGAGAUUGGCCUGGCAAAGUCUGGGAUGAGAACCUCGAUUAUGCCUGUACACAAGCUAUCUACCCACCGAGACCCGUCCGCGUCGGUCCCGAUAUCAAAACAUGGAUGGAACGAGCAGGCUUUGUCGAUAUCCACGAACAUAUUUCCAAGAUUCCCAUCGGACCCUGGCCAAAAGACAAACGGUUGAAACGUAUCGGACAAUGGUGGUUGCAAAAUUGGCUGUCUGGAAUUCAAGGCUUCUCACUCAAGUUGUUCAGCUCCGAGGGGCUCAAGUGGUCAAGGGAAGAAAUCGAAGUCAUGCUGGCAGACGUGAGGAAGGCAUUCGCUAUGAAGGAGGUUCAUACGUAUCACAAGUACUACGUCGUCUAUGGAAGGCGACCUUCGGCGAGAGAGGAGGAGAUAUAUUACAAUCAGCAGAGGCAUUCUCGCGGCUGA
Messenger RNA from Exophiala bonariae, 1077 nucleotides. RefSeq lists its product as uncharacterized. NCBI's taxonomy places the organism in Eukaryota, Fungi, Ascomycota, Eurotiomycetes, Chaetothyriales, Herpotrichiellaceae. The coding region runs from base 1 to 1077 and encodes 358 amino acids. The record is from RefSeq and is a predicted model, not a curated record. The transcript has a single exon.